AAUUUAAAAAAAAUGGCCAAACUAAAAGUUAUAAUUUUUGAUUUAGAUUACACCUUAUGGCCAUUUUGGGUUGACACCCAUGUAGAUCCUCCAUUUAAAAAGAGUGGUUCAAAAAUUGUUGACUCCAGAGGAAAAACGAUAAAAUGUUAUUCUGAAGUACCGCAAGUCUUGGAAAUCCUGCAUAAACAGGGAUAUACUUUAGCAGUUGCUUCUCGAACAUCAGAAAUUAAAGGAGCCAGGCAGUUGAUAGACUUAUUUGGGUGGGAAAAAUAUUUCAGUGUUAAGGAAAUAUUUCCUGGAUGUAAAGUAACUCACAUUAAUAAUAUUAAAAAACAGACUGGUGCUAAUUAUGAAGAAAUGUUAUUUUUUGAUGAUGAACAAAGAAAUAUAUUUGAUUUAACCAAAAUUGGAGUUGCCUCAAUUUUAGUUAAGGAUGGAGUAAAUAAAAAAGUCAUAGAAGAAAGUUUACCUAAAUUUUUACAGAAAUCUAAAUAGGAACCAAUUUUAAUUUAUUUUCGUAAAUUAAAAAUUUU
This is a messenger RNA of Brassicogethes aeneus, 533 nucleotides long. NCBI's taxonomy places the organism in Eukaryota, Metazoa, Arthropoda, Insecta, Coleoptera, Nitidulidae. The record is from the annotation of a GenBank genome assembly.